CAGAAAAACACUUCCGGGGAAAAUGAAACAAUGCAUCGAGAUCGAACGAAAAUCAUUAGAAAAACUUAAGUUUAAAUCGGUGAAGAGUGACAUACAAGAAAACUCACCAAAAAGCUUCCAAUUUCUUGACAGAUGCUCUUCGAGUCCCUAGCGCCAUAUCUUAUUUACCGACGAUCAAUCCAAAUCGAGGUGUUGCCCUUCCCUGUGAUAGGAUCUUUGAAUGGAGUUCAUAUGUUUGGUAGUUCACAUGAUGUGACACUUCAGUCAACUGUAACAGAAGAUGCCAAGAUUGUCUGGAGAGUUUUUCAUGACAGUGUGACCCUGAUUGCCAUAGCACAGAAUGAUGAUGCCGACGACUGUCACUACAGCAACCUUUUGAAUCUUGUGUUCAAUGCCAUGGUACUUUUGGUAGGAAUAGAGGAAGUCAUCAACAUGAAAAAUGUAGAGAAGUUCAAGAAGGAAAUCAAGGUGUGCUAUAAUUUGGUGGAUAGGAUCCUUGGGAUUAAGGGAUCCUGGGGAUUUUGUCAGCUGACCAAUGCAGUGGAAAUCAUAGCAGCACCAGAGAAUGCUGUCUUACAGAAUUUCCUGGAUGCAUUUACAGAAGCAGCAGAAAGUGUGUAUGGUUGUCUGUUCAUUGAUGGAAAAGUUGCUGUGGCAACCAAAAAAUGGUGGAGUUUAUCGGCCAAUGAACUUGUGUUGCUUUCCCUCCUCUUGUCGUCUUUGACCCCCUGCACAUCCAGAGAUAUUCCAGUGUACCUCCCUGACAGCCAUCCAACAGUACCACACAGGUUAAUGACCUUUCAGUUGACCAGGGGAAUUGAAGUCUGUGUUAUCUGUGGGCCCUCACCCUCCCUAACAGAGCUGGAGCCAGAGAUUCUGAGAUUUUGGAAACCAUCAUAUGAUUCCCUAAGAUCUGUACUGAAGUUGAGCUCCAGGAACUUUCCAACAAAUUUAGCUCUUGAUCACAACACUUUAGGAUUUUUAUUGAUCAACAAAGAGACCAAUCGCUGUCUCUGUAGCAUCAGCCCUACGUUUAAUGGAGGACAUCCUGAUGAAACUCUGUCUCCCUCACAGCGGAAGGAAGUCCUGAUGUCGUUCUACAAGAGAAUGGUGGGCACCUUUUUUUCCUCAGUGGUUCCUGGGAGUGAGUCAGGUCCUUCAGAGUUCAGUCACCAAGCCAUGGAAUCCUAUAUCACCACGGAAACACACAAGUGCUAUGCCAUGAUGUCUGGUCCUCACCAGCUGUUCAUGGUUUAUGGGGAGGGUAUACCUACCUAUGCAAUGAGGUCAAUCACACAGAAGACAUUAUCUUUACUGACCAAGGACAGGAAUAUAUCUGUCUGACUGCAUCAGAUCUUCUACUGAUGACAACAUUUUGGACCCUGUUUCAGAAAUGAUUACACCAACUCCACCUAUAUAUAGUUGUAGGUUUGUUCUAUACAUGGAGAGCAUUCAUUCACCAGUAAAGAAUCCUUUACCAUCAAGACAUGAAAGAGUUUAUUUCAAACUUGCCAGAUUUUCUGUAUUAAAGAUGUUCAAAAUGUUUUGAACGAGGAACAUGAGAGUACGCUACAAAUUUUGGAUUUGCUGUUUUGCGUUCACCAGUACUAUAUCUAAAUACUCAGUGAAGCACCAAAAAAAACUGGCUGAAGAUUGGACAGAGUAUAUUUAUCCUGUCAGACUGAUUAGACAGAAUAUAUUUAACCUGUAAGACAGAUUGUACAGAGUAUAUUUAUCCUGUUAGACUGAUUAGACAGAGUAUAUUUAUCCUGUAAGACCAGAGAGAUUAGGCAGUAUAGAAAUGUGAAGUGCCUUCCAGAUUGUUAUGGGAUUUUGAGAGAGAAUUUGCUUAUGAGGAUUAUGAUUGUUUUUUUAAUUCUUUUGAUAUGGAAUAAGGCAGAGGAUGUUUAUUUCUGUAUUACAUUGCUCAUGAAUCUCAUUCUGAACCUUAAAUAAUAAUAAAAAAGCAGAGAAAAACCAGGAUGGGAUCAAGGUUGUUUAUUACAAGUAAAUUGUAAUAAGACAGUUAUUGAACGCCGAGAUUGACAUAUUUCUCCAGCCUCUCCAUCUCUCUGUGGGCGACUUCGAUCUUCUUCUGGAUGAGGGCCUCCUCCCUUCUCUGCUGAGCCAGCUUCUGUUUCUGGGACUGGACCUUUUCUUGGUCGUCUGUUAAAACAAAAAAAAUUAUUGUAACUUAUAAACAUAAACAUGUUUACGUAUAUUAAUGCUCGUGCAUUGUACAAUUUUAUCUUUAAACCUAUAAUUUACUGGUAUAUUAUAUCAUUAUAUUUACAUAUACCGAACAAUUUCUCGUCUAUUUCUUAAUAAAACUGAGUGUAACUCAGAGCUAACAUGGG
Magallana angulata is the source of this 2357-nucleotide messenger RNA. Its product is annotated as protein fuzzy homolog. Gene Ontology annotation, biological process: non-motile cilium assembly; vesicle-mediated transport. The record is from RefSeq and is a predicted model, not a curated record. The coding region runs from base 133 to 1344 and encodes 403 amino acids. Lineage: Eukaryota; Metazoa; Mollusca; Bivalvia; Ostreida; Ostreidae. The transcript has 11 exons.